Pundamilia nyererei is the source of this 2547-nucleotide messenger RNA. Its product is annotated as transmembrane protein 238. NCBI's taxonomy places the organism in Eukaryota, Metazoa, Chordata, Actinopteri, Cichliformes, Cichlidae. The record is from RefSeq and is a predicted model, not a curated record. The transcript has 2 exons. Bases 351 to 866 code for a protein of 171 amino acids.
AGAUGGCGAAGGCGGCAUUGGUCAGGUCAUCUGUAGUUUUUUUUUUUUGUAGUUUAUUAAUGCUGGCCUCUCAGUUUAUAAAGCCGCUCUCAUAUUCACGUUGAAUGAGUCAUACCUGCACUGUAACGUCCGAAGUCUGGGCCCAGUAAGCUACACCCUUAUAAACGCUCAUCAUAAACGCACAUGAGCGCAGCCGUCAGGUAGCGUCUACAGCCCCUCCUCUCAGGGGCAGCGCACCUGAGCGGACAGGACGCCACACCUGGCUCACAUUGGAGCCGCGCUCAAUGCCGCGGCACAGAGACGACGGGAAAUAAACUGGCGUCGUGGGGACCGACUUCUCUUUAUGGGACAUGGAGCCGGCCUAUCGGGGUCUGGGUCGCUGUGUGUGCUGCUUCUGGCUCGCGGUGGUGUUUGACAUUGUGGGACUGGCCGUGCUCCUCCUCGGCGUGUUUGUCAACGUGUUUUUCUACGACCUGCUCAUCUACGCGGGCGCCAUCGUCAUCUUCCUCAGCCUCAUCUGGUGGGUGUUCUGGUAUUCUGGGAACAUCGAAGUGCCCCCGUCAGAGCUGGAGGAUGAUGUGGGGUUACUGAAAAAGAACAAGGGCGGACUUGGGGGCAUCAGCGGCGCCGUGAGGCGCCUCUCCAGCCGCGUGUCCACCGGCAUCCGAAACUCGUUCCGCAGAAACGGAGAACCGUCCCAUACGGCCCGCAUGCCCAGGUCAGCCUCGGGGCCACCUGUGUCACCGCCGGAGCGGGUGACCGUAGCCAUGGCAACGAUGGGCAAUACCACACAGACUGCUACCUCCUCAAUAGCAGACUGUGGCGUAGAGAUGCCCCACACAGCUACAGAGACAUCACCUGCAUAAUGACGGGUACAGGUGAGGCCUGGCGUACAGAGCCUACAGACAUACAGAGCCCUAAGCCAUCUUCAGUGACUCCAGCUACUGCAAAGCCUCUUUAUUCUUUGUUUUGAUGAGAAAGUAUUCAUAAAAAUGUGAUGUCUGCAUAGUUUUGUUUUGGGUUGUUGAGUCUAACAUGUCUAAAUAGAUUUGUCUUUUUAAUCGAUAUGUUCAAAUUGUGGCAGCCUGAAUCCAGGUAGUUUGACAUUGCUACAGAUAUUGUAGUUCAGGGCUCCAACCAGUCAAAGGGUCUAAUCCAACCCACUGGAUGGCCCUGAAAUUUGAAUUUGAAAUUUGAAUGAUGAAGUUUUUAUUAUAAUUCACUCCCAUUCAUGGUGUGAUGAUGUCAGGUUUAGUACACAGAGGUAGAAAAAUGUGUUUAAGUUUCCACGUCUCAUCUUCAAAGUUGUUCAUAUAAAAAAAAGAUUUCUUUUUUUGUGUCCAUGUUAAUAUAUCUUCUGAUCUGUGAAUAAUAAUAUGACAUCCAUCCAUCCAUCCGCUUCCAUUUAUUAAUUUAAGUAUAACAGGAGCUCUCGGAGGCAGUGUACACCCUGGAGAGGUUGUCAGUGCGUCACAGGGCUAACACAAAGAGACACACAACCAUUCAGUUUGACAGCCACAGUCAGUCUAGAGUCACAGUUAACCUAACCCAUGCAUGUGUUUGGACUGUGGGAGGAAGCUGUACAAGCACAGGAGAGAAAGGCCCCAGACUGCAUUUGAACCCAGGACUUUCUUGUUGUGAGUCAGGACUUUAACUAGUGUUAUGCCCUCUAAUGUGACAUAUUAAAUAUAGAUAUAUUUGAAAAAGUGGUCAGGUUUAAUUGCAGCAAAAAACAAAACAAAACAAAAAACACAUGGUUGGGCUUACAGAAGGAUCAUAGAUUGGGAUAAUAUAGAUAUUAAUAUGCAGAAUGAAUCACUGAUGAUCUGGAGGCUCUCACUCCUGAACAUCUGAGUAGAAAAUAAAGACUAUGGAUAGACCAGCCAAUCAAUAUCAAGCAGAAGCAGCUCCUGCUGUAAAUUUGUUUGAAUCAGGCUCUUGGUUCAGGCCACUUAUACGGUGACUCUUAAUACAGACAGUGAUCAUGAUUACUGUACAUAUUAUGAGCUAGGAUUUAGCAGUAGCCAGAAUGUUACACUAGUGGAGUGUUUUUCCUGAACAAAACAGGACUGUGGAAAAAAGGUGUAACUGGCAGCUGGUCUUCUUGUUUCCACGCAUGCUGAUAGCAAGCCUUAGUGACUAACCUUUGGAACCAGCCUAGCUGUGUUUAUGACACUGCUGCUUCAUCUAACAUUAGCUCCACUGUUUCCCCGUACAUUAUAGGUUCUCCAACCAGUACAAUACAAAGAAAUUAAAUUAACUGGUUACAGCGUGAAUGAAGAAAAGUUACUCCAAAUAUUGUGUUAAACUAGUAUGUGCUGUUAUUACUUUUUAUAACUAAAUUUCAAACAGUAUGUCCCAUGUUUCUCUGAAUCAUUCGUUAGUGUGACUAACAUUUUGAACAUUGACAGUAAUGUCUGUUUUCACAAAGUUGUUUCCAUUCCCAUUUUGUACAAAUGUUGUGCAUUUCUAUUUAACUGAUAUAUGUUUUCUCCAUUUUUCUCUCAUUGCUGUACAAUGGCUGACACACUCAAAUUAGAUAAAAGA